AAGUGUACGCUUCCGGUUUGCUAUGUCGGACUCAGAAAGCGAUGAGGAACGUCCGUUUUCUCUUACCGGAUUUUUAUUUGGGAAUAUUAAUGAAGAUGGGCAGCUGGAGGAUGAUUCCGUGCUUGAUAAAGAAUCAAAGAAACACCUGGCAGGUCUGGGAGCGCUGGGCCUUGGGAACUUAAUCACAGAAAUCACAUCCAGUGUGGACGAGGGCGCAGGGACAGAAGGAGUCAACGUGGAUGAGGAUGGUUGGGUUAAAAGCACAGAUGAUGCCAUUGAUUACUCUGAUAUCAACGAAGUGGCCGAGGAUGAGUCCCGUAGAUACAGGCAGGCAAUGGGGACACUUCACCUUACACGGAGAGCAGAUGAUGAUGAUGAUGAUGACUAUGAUGCAGACUGUGAGGAUAUUGAUUCCAAGCUGAUGCCUCCGCCACCACCGCCUCCGGUGGCCGGCAGAAAGGAAGAGGAACGGGGAUCAGCGUCUUCAGCUCCUGAAGAGGGAGAUGGGAUUAUUCUUCCCUCCAUCAUUGCUCCUUCAUCUGCAGCGGACCGGGCAGACUUCAGCAGUUCUUCAGAUUCUGAAUCUGAGACUGGGCCUCAGGAUAAAGGACAGGAAGAGGGCAAGGAGCGUAUACUGACUUUGCCUCUAGCGGGCAUUAUGCAGAGAGAUGCCACCAAAUCACUUCCAAGUGUUACUGAUCUUUUUCCAGAGUUCAGACCUGGCAAGGUUCUACGUUUCCUUCGUCUUUUUGGACCUGGGAAAAAUGUGCUCUCAGUGUGGCGCAGUGCUCGUAGAAAGAGAAGAAAAAAGCACAGAGAAAUGUCGCAGGAAGCACCGGCAAAGGAGGGGGAGGAAGCAGAAGUGGCUAUGGAGAAGAAGUCUUGUUGGGAAUAUGAAUAUGCCCCUCCACCAGCGGCUGAGCAGUGCCUCUCUGAUGAUGAGAUAACCAUGAUGGCACCUGUAGAAUCAAAGUUCUCCCAGUCUUCUGGGGACACUGAUAAGGUGGCAGAUACAAAACCAAAGGUUGCAGAGUGGCGAUAUGGGCCUGCACAGUUGUGGUAUGAUAUGCUUGGGGUAUCUGAAGAUGGCAGUGGAUUUGAUUAUGGUUUUAAGCUAAAAGAAAACAAUGAAGAUGAAGAGCAGGAGAAAGAGGAACAUCCAGAAGAAGCCACAGAUAACCAGGAUAACCAGUUUCAGGAUGAGCACUUCCUUAUGGUGACUCAGUUACAGUGGGAAGAAGAUGUGAUCUGGAAUGGGGAGGACGUGAAGCACAAAGUAACCAAGACACAGAAAGCUAGUUUGGCAGGCUGGCUUCCCUCUAGUAUGACCAGAAAUGCUAUGGCCUAUAAUGCCCAGCAAGGGUUGAAUCGAAGUGGAUCAUUGUUAAAUUUACCAACACCUCUUGUGCAAAAGCCAAGCAUUCCUGGGGCACUGAUCUCCUCCAAAGGGAAAGAAAAACACCCCCCUGAACAGCAAGCAUCUGAAGAACAUGACCGCCCAUGGUUUUCCAUCUUCCCGAUUGAUAAUGAAGAACUGGUUUACGGUCGGUGGGAGGAUAAUAUCAUCUGGGAUGAUCAAGCAAUGGAAAGAAUACUCAUUCCUCCAGUAUUAACUUUGGAUCCUAAUGAUGAAAACAUCAUUUUGGAAAUUCCUGAUGAGAAAGAAGAGACCACAUCAAAUUCUCCAUCGAAGGAAAGCAAAAAGGAAUCCUCUUUAAAGAAAAGUCGGAUAUUAUUAGGAAAAACUGGGGUCAUCAAGGAAGAGCCUCAACAGAAUAUGUCUCAGCCUGAAGUGAAAGAUCCGUGGAAUUUAUCCAAUGAUGAGUUUUACUACCCCAAACAACAGGGACUGAGAGGAACAUUUGGGGGAAACAUCAUUCAGCACUCCAUCCCUGCCGUGGAGCUCAGGCAGCCAUUUUUUCCAACUCACAUGGGUCCAAUGAAGCUCAGACAGUUCCAUCGACCACCUUUGAAAAAGUAUUCAUUUGGUGCCUUGUCCCAACCAGGAGCUCAUUCUGCACAACUGCUGUUAAAACACAUUAAAAAGAAGGCAAAGAUGCGAGAGCAAGAACGGCAGGCGUCAGGAGGGGGAGAGAUGUUCUUUAUGCGCACAUCACAGGAUCUAACUGGCAAAGAUGGGGAUCUCAUUCUGGCUGAAUACAGUGAAGAGAACCCACCACUAAUGAUGCAGGUUGGCAUGGCAACUAAAAUAAAGAACUACUACAAACGGAAACCUGGUAAAGACCCAGGAGCACCAGACUGUAAAUAUGGGGAAACGGUGUACUGUCACACCUCCCCUUUCCUCGGCUCCCUGCACCCUGGCCAGUUAUUACAGGCAUUUGAAAACAAUCUGUUUAGGUCUCCAAUCUACUUACAUAAGAUGCCUGAAACUGACUUCCUUAUAAUCCGCACAAGGCAGGGCUAUUACAUUCGGGACUUGGUAGAUAUUUUUGUGGUUGGACAGCAGUGUCCCCUGUUUGAAGUGCCUGGUCCGAACUCUAAACGUGCAAACACACACAUACGUGACUUCCUGCAGGUUUUUAUAUACCGCCUCUUUUGGAAGAGCAAGGAUAGGCCCCGCCGGAUUCGCAUGGAAGAUAUCAAGAAAGCCUUUCCCUCCCAUUCUGAGAGCAGCAUCAGAAAGAGAUUGAAGCUCUGUGCUGAUUUUAAGAGAACAGGAAUGGACUCUAACUGGUGGGUGUUGAAGCCAGAUUUCCGACUACCUACUGAAGAGGAGAUACGGGCCAUGGUGUCUCCUGAGCAGUGCUGUGCUUAUUACAGCAUGAUUGCUGCUGAGCAGCGGCUCAAGGAUGCAGGAUAUGGAGAGAAAUCUUUCUUUGCUCCUGAGGAAGAGAAUGAGGAAGAUUUUCAAAUGAAGAUAGAUGAUGAGGUACGCACAGCCCCUUGGAACACCACAAGGGCUUUUAUUGCUGCCAUGAAAGGGAAAUGCCUCCUUGAAGUAACAGGAGUGGCAGAUCCCACUGGCUGUGGUGAAGGCUUCUCAUAUGUCAAGAUUCCUAAUAAACCAACACAACAGAAGCAAGAUGACAAAGAACCUCAACCGGUGAAAAAAACCGUGACCGGAACAGAUGCAGAUCUGCGAAGGCUCUCCUUGAAAAAUGCAAAGCAGCUUCUACGCAAGUUUGGUGUUCCAGAGGAAGAAAUCAAGAAGUUGUCCCGCUGGGAGGUUAUUGAUGUUGUACGAACAAUGUCCACAGAGCAGGCCCGCUCAGGCGAGGGACCAAUGAGCAAAUUUGCCAGAGGCUCACGGUUCUCAGUGGCAGAACAUCAGGAGAGAUAUAAGGAAGAGUGUCAGAGGAUCUUCGAUUUGCAGAAUAAGGUUUUAGAAUCUGCAGAAGUUCUGUCCACGGAUACUGACAGCAGUUCAGCAGAAGACAGUGAUUUUGAAGAAAUGGGGAAGAACAUUGAGAACAUGUUACAGAACAAGAAAACAAGUUCUCAGCUCUCUCGGGAGAGGGAAGAACAAGAGAGGAAAGAGCUUCAAAGAAUGUUAAUGGGAGAAGAUAGCGGGAAUGAUAAGGAGAGAAAUAGAAAGGACAAGAAAGAAAGAAAGGGCAUAUCUACAGCAUCUGCCACAUCAGGGGGCUCUCACAAGGAUGAUGAUACUGCUUCUGUGACCAGUUUAAAUUCAGCUGCAAGUGGCCGUCGACUGAAAAUCUAUCGUACAUUUCGAGAUGAAGAUGGAAAGGAAUAUGUCCGCUGUGAGACUGUACGCAAACCAUCUGUUAUUGAUGCUUAUAGCCGAAUCCGUACUACCAAGGAUGACGAGUUUAUCCGGAAGUUUGCUCUUUUUGAUGAACAACACCGUGAGGAGAUGAGGAAAGAGAGACGAAGAAUCCAAGAACAGCUUCGUAGGCUGAAGCGAAAUCAGGAAAAGGACAAGCUAAGAGGUCCUCCUGAGAAAAAACCCAAGAAGAUGAAAGAACGUCCAGAUCUCAAGUUAAAGUGUGGAGCAUGUGGAGCAAUUGGACAUAUGAGAACAAACAAAUUCUGUCCGCUUUAUUACCAAACAAAUGCUCCGCCGUCCAACCCAGUGGCUAUGACUGAGGAGCAGGAAGAGGAACUAGAAAAGACUGUGAUACACAAUGACAACGAGGAGCUAAUCAAAGUUGAGGGAACGAAAAUUGUAUUAGGAAAGCAGCUAAUUGAGAGUGCUGAUGAAGUUCGUAGGAAAUCUUUGGUCCUGAAAUUCCCCAAACAGCAAUUGCCACAAAAGAAGAAACGGCGUGUUGGGAGUACAGUGCAUUGCGACUACCUAAAUCGUCCUCACAAAUCAAUUCACCGCAGAAGAACAGAUCCUAUGGUUACACUUUCAUCUGUCCUGGAGUCAAUAAUUAAUGACAUGAGAGAUAUGGCUAAUACCUAUCCGUUUCAUAGCCCUGUUAAUGCAAAAUUAGUAAAGGAUUAUUACAAGAUUGUAAUCAAUCCAAUGGACCUACAGACAUUGAGGGAGAAUGUACGUAAGCGAAUGUAUCCAUCCCGAGAGGAAUUCCGGGAGCAGGUGGAGCUGAUUGUGAAGAACAGCAUUCUUUAUAAUGGACCAAAGCAUUCACUUACCCAGAUCUCACAGAUGAUGUUGGAGUUGUGUGAUGAGAAACUGAAAGAGAAAGAGGACAAGUUGGCGCGACUGGAGAAAGCCAUUAACCCUCUGCUGGAUGAUGACGAUCAAGUUGCAUUCUCUUUCAUCUUAGACAAUAUUGUAACACAGAAAAUGAUGGCUGUGCCAGAUUCCUGGCCCUUCCACCACCCUGUAAAUAAAAAGUUUGUCCCAGAUUAUUACAAAGUCAUUAUGAAUCCUAUGGAUUUGGAGACCAUAAGGCAGAACAUAUCAAAACACAAGUACCAGAAUCGUGAAAGGUUCCUGUCUGAUGUGAAUCUAAUUCAUACAAACAGUGUAAAAUACAAUGGACCAGACAGUCAAUACAGUAAGACAGCACAGGAGAUUGUCAGCAUCUGUAUCCUGACUCUAGUUGAGUACGAUGAACACCUGACUCAGCUAGAAAAAGACAUUUCUACUGCCAAAGAGGCAGCUCUUGACGAAGCUGAUUUGGAAAGCCUGGAUCCUAUGACCCCUGGACCUUAUACCCCUCAGCCUCCUGACUAUUAUGACACAAACACAUCCCUUAGCAUUUCUCGAGAGGCCUCUUAUUACCAGGAUGAAAGCAAUUUAUCUGCUACUGAAGCAGCUACAGCUUCACUGGAGAAACGAAGUCUGAUGCGAUUAGGAAGGGGCCGCCUGGGAGAGGAUGAUUCAGAUAUUGAUAUAGAAGGUUAUGAGGAAGAGGAUGAUGGGAAGCCCAAAACUCCAGCUCCUGAAGUAGAUGAUCUGGAUAGAGACUUGGCUGAAGAAGAUGAUCCCUCAGUGCAACAGCCACAAGCCAGUGUCCUCUAUGAGGAUUUGUUGAUGUCUGAUGGUGAAGAUGAUGACGAUGGCAGUGAUGAGGAAGGAGAUAAUCCAUUUUCCUCCAUUCAUCUGAGUGAGAGUGGAAGUGACUCAGACAUUGAGUCUGGAGGAAUCCGGCCUAAACAGCCCCACAUGAUGCAAGAAAAUACCAGGAUGGGAAUGGAUAAUGAGGAAAGUAUGAUGUCUUAUGGCGAAGGACCAGACACAUCACAAGUUAUGGAGGACAGCAACUUAAGUUAUGAGAGCUAUGAGGGUCCGGAUCCUAAGUCUAAUACUAGAGAUACCAGCUUCAGCAGCAUGGGUUGCUAUGGGAUCUCAGAGGAGGAGGAAGACGAGGAAGAGGAGCGCCUUGGUCCCAGUGUACUUAACCAAGUACAGUUAUCUGAAGAUGAAGAGGAUAGUGAAGAAUUUCGAUCAAUUGGUGGCGACAGUGAUAUAGACUCUGACAACGAAUGAUGGACAUUAUCAGAGUUUAUGUUUUAACCUUUCCUCACGUGUAUUUGAUCUAUGAACUGGUGUGUUCUUUUUAUAUAAAUAUGAACCAGUGAGACAGAUCUGUUGUAUAAAUCUGUGUAUAUUUAAAUCUCAUUUGAGGGUUCGUUAAUUGUAAUAAAUACUACAGUAUGGUUCUAACAAAGGGGCCCCUUUGUUAGAACCUUACUGUAGUAUUUAUUAAAAUUAAUCAACGCUAUGUACAUUUGUAUAUAAUAAAACAUUUCCUGAUUAUCUUAAAA
This is a messenger RNA of Bombina bombina (fire-bellied toad), 6159 nucleotides long. It is a transcript of the gene TAF1, whose product is annotated as TATA-box binding protein associated factor 1. Gene Ontology annotation, molecular function: TBP-class protein binding; DNA binding; RNA polymerase II general transcription initiation factor activity. Gene Ontology annotation, biological process: DNA-templated transcription initiation; transcription by RNA polymerase II; RNA polymerase II preinitiation complex assembly. NCBI's taxonomy places the organism in Eukaryota, Metazoa, Chordata, Amphibia, Anura, Bombinatoridae. The coding region runs from base 23 to 5881 and encodes 1952 amino acids. Gene Ontology annotation, cellular component: transcription factor TFIID complex. The transcript is spliced from 40 exons. The record is from RefSeq and is a predicted model, not a curated record.